This is a messenger RNA of Lodderomyces margitis, 2199 nucleotides long. RefSeq names its product DNA-binding transcription factor (gene CRZ1). Bases 1 to 2199 code for a protein of 732 amino acids. Gene Ontology annotation, cellular component: nucleus. The transcript has a single exon. Gene Ontology annotation, molecular function: RNA polymerase II cis-regulatory region sequence-specific DNA binding; DNA-binding transcription factor activity, RNA polymerase II-specific. Gene Ontology annotation, biological process: regulation of transcription by RNA polymerase II. The record is from RefSeq and is a predicted model, not a curated record. Lineage: Eukaryota; Fungi; Ascomycota; Pichiomycetes; Serinales; Debaryomycetaceae.
AUGUCAUACAAUCCUCAUUUACGAAGAGAUGAUGAGGUAUACCAUCAACUACAUACAUCUCCACAAGGCUUUGAUAUCAACAAUUUUCAACUAGACAGUGAUAUGCUACAACCAAAUCCUAUAGAUGUCCAGGAAUACAACCAAAGACAAUUCCAAAACCAGAAUGCUAGUGUAAAUUACCAACAAUACCUGGAUUUGCCGGAACCCAAUGUAAAAGACACAUACUCAGACAUUGGUUAUCAUAAUGCAUACGCAAAUCCUGCAGAGCAAAACGAUAUACAAGCUUCUUAUGAUUAUGCCCAGCUAGAACAGAUGGGCCGGCAGUAUGGUGAAAAUGUAAACAUUGUCAAUACUGGCGGCGGUCCAGGCGGUAACGGGCUAUCAUUAGACACGCAAGACUUGCCCCAGUUUAACGACAACAACUUCUUAUCACCAGCUUCACAAGUAAGCCAUCUUUCGCCUAGUAACCCCCAACAGAAUGACUUUUUACAAGUGCAACAACAAAAUCAUGUGGAUAACAACUUUCUCAACCCAAACUCACCAGGUCAUUUUUCCUCGCAGUCAUUGUAUUCUGACAAUUCGUCGCAGCCAGCCUCCCCAUAUCAAGAUGCAGCAUCCCAUUUCAGUAACACCAAUUUGGCACCUCCUCAAGUUCCUGGUCCUGCAUUUUCCGAUGCUGGCUCAAUACAUGGUGGAAAUUCUUCAACAAACUUGGCUCAGAACCACUUUGAACCCCGCAAUAAUAACGAUUACUUAAACACCGACAUCGCUUUUGGUGAAUCGAUCAGUUCAACUAAUUUGGCUAGUGGAUCUUCCUCUUCGAAUAAUGCAUGGCAACAGACUAUUGAAGCUGAUCUUCAAAGAGAAGAGUUUAAUGGGUUAGAAUUUGGAGCUGGAAUGGAAUACCCCAGAGAGUUUCAGUUGGAUUCGCAACCAUAUAUUAAAAAAGAGCAAGAUCCUUUUGAGGAGAAUCUUCAACUCAACAAUGUCAAUGCCCAACCUGAAACGGAUCCUAAUCACUUUACUUUCCGUAGUCCGCAAAUGGACUUCGAUCUUGAUAUCAAGGUUACUCCUCCAGAACAUGGAGACUCAAAGUUUCAAGAAAACUCCACUAUCAAAGGGGGUGUUGGUAAUGGACAAUCUGAUGAUGCAAAUCAAUUACUUACUGAGAACAACUUGUCAACUUAUAAUAACCAGAUACAGGAACAAACCGAUGAACAAGGUGUGACCGUGGAUAAAGAUUCAUCGGGUAUCGUGAUAUCAAUCCAUCAAGCUCCUGAGGUCAUGGCAGCAAAAACACCAUCGUUGUUUAGUAACUCGUCGGCCAAUUCAUCGGUAAACUUGUCAAGAUCGAAUAGCCGAAAUGAAGGGGAUAUAAAGAAUGAAAAACGGGCCAGUUCAAGCCUUGUGCCAAACUCUCAAAUUAUCCCUUCAUCGCCAAACUCUGUCAGUGGAGAGGAAAGUUCAAAGGACUUGUUGAAUCCUGAGUACCAGUCAAUCAAGCGCGGAAGGAGAAAGAGCCAUGCAUCAAAGUCAUCAAACAGCUUGUCUCCUAGACCUCGUUCAAAGUCCCCUGUUUCAAACAAAAGUGUUAACGGCGACUAUAGUGAUCAAGAUGAUCAUGGUGAUGAUAGCGACGAAGAGGAAGAUGGGGAGAACGCCGACGGCUCGUCGCAAGUGUCAUCUCGUGAGAAGAUGUUGGAAUUGGCACUGCCGAAUCAAUCUUCGAAGCGCACCCAAAAGCACCCCAGUGUUUAUGCCUGUCAUUUAUGUGAUAAGCGAUUCACUAGGCCGUACAAUUUGAAGUCACAUUUGCGCACACACACCGAUGAAAGACCAUUUAUUUGUAGCCAAUGUGGCAAAGCGUUUGCUAGACAACACGAUCGGAAACGGCAUGAGGAUUUACAUUCCGGUGAGAAAAAAUACCAAUGUAAAGGAAUGUUGAAGAGUGGUCAACCGUAUGGAUGCGGACGAAAAUUUGCUCGUGCUGAUGCACUAAGGCGACAUUUCCAAACUGAGGCUGGUAAAGAGUGUAUUCGUCUCUUGAUUGAGGAAGAAGAGGAGGAAAAGAGGAAUGGAGGUGUACCGUCUUCGGUUGAUUCAGCAGGAAGUACUAAUCUUAAUCAUUUUUUAUCUCCUGAUUCGUCGUCAACUGGACGUGGGUUGGUUCCCCAUGUAGCGAUUUCACCACCCGAGUAG